Messenger RNA from Knipowitschia caucasica, 864 nucleotides. The record is from the annotation of a GenBank genome assembly. Lineage: Eukaryota; Metazoa; Chordata; Actinopteri; Gobiiformes; Gobiidae.
AUGACAGUGCGUGACGGGCAGAGGCAGUGUUCCGGUGCUCAGUCUCAGAUCGGACUCAUGGAGGUCGCAGACAGCCCCCUGAACCUGGCGCAUCAGCAAAGCAGGAAGGCUGAGAGACUGGUGGCUGCUGGGAAAUAUGAAGAGGCCAUUCUGUGCCACAGGAAAGCAGCUGAUCUUCUGUCUGAGGCAUUGAAGAGCAGCCAUGUCGAGCAGGCUCGUCUGUCUAUGGAGCUGCAAAGAGAGGCCCAUAUAAAACAGCAGAGACUCCUCCAGGAGCGCUGGAAGAGGGAGACAAGGAGACAGGCCACUAAAGCCCGGACUAAUCCCCCGGUGUCUUCCCCCCAGCACCCAGAUCUCUCCCAGUGCCCGGGGGCAAUGACUCAAGACCGACCCAGGGAUCGGGAGUAUGACACUCUUCUGUAUCAGCUGCAAACACGGCAGAGCGGAGUCCCUCCCACAGUCCAGCCCUGUCCUGGCUCCAAGACCACAAAGGACGACAAGACACGUCUGGAGGAGCAACAGACCACCAUCAAGGACCUGCGGCGGCUGGUGGAGCACCUCAUGGAUGAGAACAUGCGUUUGACCACAGACAAUGACCGGCUGAAGAUUGAGAACGCACGCCUUCAGUCUGAGGCAGCAGACUUUGUGGAACGCUCUGAGCUGUGGGUGCUGCCGCAGCCAGGGGGCGCUAUGGGGACAGGAUUGGGACAUGAGAAGAGGGGGAAGGAGAUCGCCAUCCCCACUCUCCCUCCCCUGGAGAUGCCGGCUCAGGAGGACCUUUGUCUGGACGAUCUCCCUCCUCUGGAGCUGCCUGAAGACAUUCAGAAUGAACUGAGGGAGCUGCUGGAUGCAGAGAAGCUGUGA